GUUCAUUGUAUUUUUGUGUAUGAGAGAGUCAUGGAAGAUGAAGGGCUAAAACUGAUUCUGUCAAGUGAAGAAGAAGAAAAAGAAGAAACAGUGAGUACAAAACUUGAGCUCACAGUGGAUGAAGUAAUAGAAGGGUAUGUGGGGUCCUUGGGGAUCUCCCAAGUGCUGCAUGUAUUGUUGGUGUCACUAGCAUGGAUAUUUGAUGCCCAGACUACAUUGAUCACCAUAUUCAGUGAUGCACAACCACCAGCUUGGAGGUGCAAAAUUCCUGGUCUGUGCCUUAACAACACUAGUAGUUCUGUUUGUGAAUUGGUGCCAGAGACUUGGGAAUGGGUUAAUGGCCACACAAGUUCUACCUUAGCUGAGUGGGGUCUCAUCUGUGACCGCAAAUUUCUUGCUGCAAUUCCUGCUUCCUUCUUCUUCCUGGGUUCUCUCAUAGGGUCUGCUGUAUUUGGUCGCUUAGCUGACUCAUGGCUGGGAAGAAAAAGAACAGUUCUAGUUUCAUGCAUCUUAACCUCCAUAACAGGAUUUGCUACAUCUCUCUCCCCAAAUGUCUGGGUUUAUGCUGUCCUUCGCUUUGCAAUGGGCUUUGCCAGAUCUGGAAUUGGCAUAUGCUGCCUUGUCCUCUCAACAGAGUCUGUAGGGCGUGAAUGGCGCGGUCAAGUAGGCCAGUAUGGCUUCUUCUUCUUCACAGUUGGGUUUCUUUCUCUCCCUCUUCUAGCUUACCCAACCAGAACUUGCUGGAGAAACUUGUACAGGAUCAUAUCCCUUCUCCCUCUUGCAUACUCUAUCCUAUGCCUCCCUUUUGUCUCAGAGUCACCACGUUGGCUUCUUGUCAGAGGUAGAGCCAAAGAAGCACUUGCAGUGCUCGAUAGAUUUGCAAGACUCAAUGGGAAGAAAAAACUCCCUGACACUCUAUGCCUGGCAAAACCAUCAGGAGCCAAACUUGCCACCAAGAGUGAAAAAGAAACAAACCCAGAAAACAACAAAGAGAGCCUUUGGACUACAGAAUGGGCUGCAAAAAGAAUGGCCAUUGUUAUGUUAUCUGGAUUUGGAGUUGGGUUUGUUUACUAUGGGAUUCAACUGAAUGUUGAAAAUUUGAACUUCAAUCUUUACAUCUCAGUCACCCUCAAUGCACUAAUGGAGAUCCCUGCGGUUCUAGUAAGCAGCUUCCUCUUGGGCUUCACAAACAGACGCUUACUGUUCUCUGUGUCCACUUACAUGGCUGGGAUUUCUAGCCUCUUAUGCACUUUUCCUGCAGGCAAAGGAUCAAACAGUUUGAAGGCACCAAAAAUGGGAGGGAAUUGGAGUCAAUUGAUCACCGAAUCAAUUGGAUUCAUGGGUGCUUCUACUGCAUUUGACAUUCUAUAUGUUUACUGUGUAGAGCUUUUCCCCACAAACGUGAGGAACUUUUCAGUUUCGAUGCUGAGACAAGCUUUGAUGUUAGGGGCUUCCAUGGCGCCUUUGGUGGUAGUGGUGGGACGUUUGAGUUCGUCAUUUUCGUUUCUGGUAUUUGGUUUGUUAUCGAUCAGUAGUGGGUUGGUGAGUUUGUGGCUUCCUGAGACUAGAAAUGCUCCAUUGUAUGAGACGCUGAAACAGCAAGAGCAGAAAGAGAGGCUUAACUGGGUGCCUGGAGAUUCGGGCUUGGAACUUGGAAUAUGACUGCAAGAAAAGCUUUGAAAUAAGUGCGCGAAAAUCUCUUUUAGUUUAGCUUCUGUUUUGUGUAGAUUCAUAGCUGCAAGGAAUGGUAGCCUUGUUUUUCCUGUAAAUUGUCCCUGUUGAAAUGUUUUUCAUAUUACAAAUUCAUCACUUUA
This is a messenger RNA of Prosopis cineraria, 1814 nucleotides long. RefSeq names its product organic cation/carnitine transporter 1. Gene Ontology annotation, cellular component: membrane. The transcript has 2 exons. NCBI's taxonomy places the organism in Eukaryota, Viridiplantae, Streptophyta, Magnoliopsida, Fabales, Fabaceae. Gene Ontology annotation, molecular function: transmembrane transporter activity. Gene Ontology annotation, biological process: transmembrane transport. The record is from RefSeq and is a predicted model, not a curated record. Bases 31 to 1662 code for a protein of 543 amino acids.